Messenger RNA from Mus musculus (house mouse), 3024 nucleotides. It is a transcript of the gene H60c, whose product is annotated as histocompatibility 60c. Gene Ontology annotation, biological process: signal transduction; natural killer cell mediated cytotoxicity. Bases 149 to 991 code for a protein of 280 amino acids. Gene Ontology annotation, cellular component: plasma membrane. The transcript is spliced from 7 exons. The record is from RefSeq and is a predicted model, not a curated record. Gene Ontology annotation, molecular function: natural killer cell lectin-like receptor binding. NCBI's taxonomy places the organism in Eukaryota, Metazoa, Chordata, Mammalia, Rodentia, Muridae.
AGGAAUGACACCCAAGGAAAACUCUGGACUCCACGAACACUUUUCCUAAGGUCUUGGCUUUUCCAAGUCACGGUGUAUACUGGGAAUGCACAGCGCUGCUAAAAAUGACUAUGCAAUUUCGGGCUAGGAGGUAGGAGGAAGGAAUGGCAUGGGGAAGAGCACAAACACUCCAAGCUCCACCUGGCUGGGUGGGGAGACAGACACACCUAUUUCUCCCCCACGGUGCAGCCACCAGUUUCUCCCUCAGCCUGCCAGCGAUCCCAGCAGAAGGCAUCAAUUUUAUUGUUCGUUCCUGCUUCUGAUAUUGAUGGUCUCUGGGCACUGCAGUCACGCCUGCCUUCAGCUGGCUCCAGUCAUCGAAGGCAAUGCUCGCAAUGCUGGCAAUGCUCUGCUUGUUAUGGCUCUACUUCUCUUGAUCCUGGAGUCCUGUAGUGCAGGCACAUAUGCCCUAAAUUGCAAACUCACUGUCAAGUAUCGUACUCUACAAGGACUGUGCUCAGUGAAUGGAAAGACUUUCCUUGAUUUUGGUGAUGAAAACCAUGAGGGAAAUGCCACUAUGCUGUGUCCUGCUUUAUACCAAAGCCUGACAGAUAUUUCAGAAGUAAUGUGGAGCCUGCAAUCAGGUAAUGAUGCCUUGAAUGUCACAACAAGAUCUCAGUAUUAUCAAGGAGAAUUCAUUGAUGGAUUCUGGGACAUCAACACUGAUGAACAGCAUAGCAUCUACGUUUAUCCACUUAAUAAGACCUGGAGAGAAAGUCAUUCUGAUAACAGCAGUGCCAUGGAGCAGUGGAAGAACAAGAACCUAGAAAAAGAUAUCAGGAAUGUCCUCAUGGUAGAUUUCAGUUGCUGCCUCAACAAAUCGUCGCCACACUUUAGAGAAAUGCCAACCUUGCCAACCACUGCUGCACAUGUGGACCAGCCUCGAUCCAUGGCAUGCAAGUCCAGCCCCUUUGAUGGGUUGAUAAUGAUAUUGCUCAUCUACAUCCUCUAGCGUGUUUUCUAAGGAGAAUUCUUGACAGAGACAGGGUGAAGAUGCUCCAGAGAAAGUCGUGACAAUUCAUCGGGUGCAGCCACUGCCCCUUUUCGUCAUCCUCAACAUAUGACUCAUCAUGCUACAGACAUAGUAUUUCAAGGCCUUUCCACUGUGUGCUAGGCACUGUGGCCCUUGCUAAUCACAGGUUCCUUUUUCUCUGGGUGAUUUGUCCAUAACAUGCAAUUACUUGAUCUAGAGAUUUGGAAAAAAUAUAUUUAUGUAUCCAUACCAACCAUAAAAAAAACAACAAGAACAGAAUAAUCAAAUCUCUUUAGUGGGAGUGUGAAGUCUUUACUCCUGUAUAAUCCAUCAGUGUCUAUGUAAUUCUGAGACUGUCUAGGAGAAGCCUGCACAAGGCAAUGUUCUCUAUACCAUCAAUGAAAAAUAGAUAUAUGCGCCAUUUUAUAUGACUAUAUAUGAUAGAAAAAAAACUACUUUAUAACAUAAGGUGAAAGUUUUUAUUAUUAUUACUAUUAUAGGUUAGUUUGUGUGAUAAGCACUAAGUAGCCCAGCCAUGGCCACAUGUACACUGGUGCAGCAGAGAACUUGGAACCUGCUCUGUCCGACAGGCUGGUUGCCCCUGCAGUGGCAAUCUGGCAGUGAAAUCUGGAAGGUCCUGGGCAGCUGUCACUACUGAGUCCACACCCUCUGAUGCAGGUUCUGGGUCAGUGUUGCUUUCCCCUGUGCUGAGAGCAUCUUCUUUGUGCACAUACAGAAGCUGUGGUACAGGAGAGUGAACUCACGAUUGUUCUCUCUGACCUCGGCAUAGGCACUUUUGCACAAGUGCACUAGCACUCACACAUCCUAAAAACGUGGAGAUUGUAGAGUGUUUGUUCACUGUUGAAAUACUGUGUUUUUUGAAGCAAGGUCUCACUCUGUAGACAAGGCUGGCCUGGACCUCACAGAAAAACACCUUGCCAGCAUUAAGCUUAAAGACGUGUGUCACCAUGCCUGAGUGAUCACAGGAUUUUAAGCUCUAAUGGUGUGCUACUCAAGUAUUAGAGAUUUAAAAUUGUCUUUUUCACACAGACGGUCAUGUUUCUGAGAAUGGGUGCUCCCUAUUAAUUUGUGAACUUUAGUGGCACUGAGUUGAUGGGUAUUAUUAUGUAUCUGAGGAAUCACUAAAGGGAUCUAAGCCUAGGAAACAGAAAUUGAGGAGUGUUUGUUUAGUAGAAGUAAAUGGUAACUACAUCAGGUCCCCAGACCUUAGCACAACUGACUCCAUUGUGGAAGUGUUAUUCAGGCUGUAAAACUCAGCACACAGACAUCACCUACAGCCAAAAUGAAAACAAAGACCUCAUCCACCAAAGUCCAUGGUUCUGAGAUGUCUCUAAUUGCAACAACUUUGCUCUUUGGCUUUUGUAGUUCUGCUUCUGACUAACUUCCUGGCAACUGAAGUAUAUCAACCCAGAAUGGUUUUUGUGCUUAAAAGAUCUCCCUGGUUAAAGCUCCAUUCUAUACUGGAACGCCAAAAAUUUAGAAUAAUCAGGGCCAGCUAAUAAAGAGUUUCUAUUGGCUUAAAUACCAUUGUUCGGGGAGUUAGGUAGUGGAGGAAGCACGGAAGGGAGACUGCAAACAGGAAAUAAAGUAAUUAAUCUAAAAAACAUCGGAGCAUUCUUCUUGGCUGAAUUCCCCUAGAACAGCAAUGUCCUUUCUGCAGUUUCCUUACUAGAAGGCUCUUACCGCUGGCUCUGGAUGUCUAACUGCUGACUUGUAUCUUUAAAUGGAUCUCUCUCUCUUUAGACGUUUGCUAACUUUCUUCAGGUGAUUGGUUUUCAGGUGUUCAGGUUCCUGCGAAUGGGUGCUGUCUGUAUUAUACAAUGUGUACUUGAAAUUUUCAUAAUAUUUUCAGAGUAUUCUAUUGUAAUUAUAUUACCUUACAAGAUUUGUGGGGCUUCUCUUUGAUUUGUGAUUACACAGUUUUAGUAUAUUUUGUGUUCUUUAGUCAGACUAUGCAAUUGUCUAUGAAGUUCAGUAAACUUUUGAAAAAA